AUGCCAUUCUUGCUUCUUAUAUGGUUGGAGUCGUCAGCAAGGUAUACCAAACUGGCUCAACCCAUGAAAAAGAAUAGUGACAUAUUACACAGUUCAAGAAUAUUGACGAUUCCAUACAGUGGGUGUGAUGUUAAAAAAACAAAUGUUAAAAUUGAACAGAGGGUUAUCGAAGAUCAAGAAUUUAAUGAAAUUAUAAAAGAGGAACAAUUUGAAAAAACAUACCAUAUAAAUGAUGGUCAAUCAUUUCAAAAAGGGAAUAGUGACAUAUUACACAGUUCAAGAAUAUUGACGAUUCCAUACAGUGGGUGUGAUGUUAAAAAAACAAAUGUUAAAAUUGAACAGAGGGUUAUCGAAGAUCAAGAAUUUAAUGAAAUUAUAAAAGAGGAACAAUUUGAAAAAACAUACCAUAUAAAUGAUGGUCAAUCAUUUCAAAAAGGGAAUAGUGACAUAUUACACAGUUCAAGAAUAUUGACGAUUCCAUACAGUGGGUGUGAUGUUAAAAAAACAAAUGUUAAAAUUGAACAGAGGGUUAUCGAAGAUCAAGAAUUUAAUGAAAUUAUAAAAGAGGAACAAUUUGAAAAAACAUACCAUAUAAAUGAUGGUCAAUCAUUUCAAAAAGGAAUUAAAACUGAAGAAAACAAAAUUGGAAAAGACUUUAUUGACGGUUAUGAAUUUAAAGGAAAAGUCUCAAAGGAAAGCAACUUAUCUGAAAUCAUGACUCAGAUGAAGUCAAACAAGACACGUACAAGACACAGAUCAAGGAAAAAACAAUUGUUGAAUACCUUUGAUGAGAAAACUACAGCAUCCAAUUUAAAUCUCCUUACAAGGACACAUACCGGUGAAAAGCCGUUUAAAUGCGAUAUAUGUGAUCGAGCUUUUGGUUGGAAGCAUCAUUUAAAAAGGCAUAGAAUAACACAUACCAGUGAAAAGCCGUAUGAAUGUGAUAUAUGUGAACAUUCUUUUACCAAGAAAUGUUAUUUAAAAUCGCAUAAAAUAACACAUACCGGUGAAAAGCCGUAUAAAUGUGAUCUAUGUGUUAAAGUUUAUUUACAUAAAAAAAGUUUGAUAACCCAUAAACUAAUUCAUUCUGGCAUAAAAUCAUAUAUAUGUGAUAUAUGUAAUCAAGCUUUUGCCCGGAAAGAAACUUUAAGAAGGCAUUUAAAUAUACAUACCCGUGAAAAACUGUAUAAAUGUGUAAUAUGUGAACAAAAUUUUGUUCUGAAAUCAAAUUUAAUAGCCCAUAAAAAAAUACAUACCGAUAAAAAGCCGUAUAAAUGUGAUAUAUGUGAAUAUGCUUCUGCUCAUAAAUCAAAUUUAACAACCCAUAAAAAAAGACGACAUACCGGUGAAAAGCCAUAGAAACGUGAUACAAGGUUUUCUAUAUCAGAUUUAACAAAGCAUACAAGGACACAUAUCGGAAAAAAGGCUUAUCAAUGCGAAAUUUGUUACCAAUGGUAUUCUCUUUGAUCACAUUUAAAAAGACCACACAAGGACAUAUGAAAAAGAUAACCGUAUAAAAUAUAAAUGUAUUAUGUGUGAUAUAACGUUUUCUAAGACAUCAAAUUAAAAAAAUCAUGCGAGUAUACAUGCCAGGAAAAACAUUUAAAAGUCCAACAUUCACAAGACACAAACAUCGAAUCAUCUCACACUCCACUGUGCAAAGUACAACAACAAACGAAGCAUCUUAAACCACCCCUCCAACAUCGAAGAAGCGCUUGGGGAGACCAACAUUGAUGCAGUCUUCAAAUUUUUUAAUGCCAUCAAACUAUUCAACAGAUUAUAAACAACCUUCAAAUACUCCUGUUUUUUUUUCUUUCUUAUUUCUUGUCUUAUAAUGUAUAAAUAUUUCUAAGGUAUCAAAUUUCUUUCAACUUAUUAAUGUAAACCAUUGUAGUCUAAUAACCUCUAC
Messenger RNA from Metopolophium dirhodum (rose-grain aphid), 1909 nucleotides. Its product is annotated as zinc finger protein 845-like. The transcript is spliced from 5 exons. Gene Ontology annotation, cellular component: nucleus. The record is from RefSeq and is a predicted model, not a curated record. Gene Ontology annotation, biological process: regulation of transcription by RNA polymerase II. Gene Ontology annotation, molecular function: DNA-binding transcription activator activity, RNA polymerase II-specific; RNA polymerase II cis-regulatory region sequence-specific DNA binding. The coding region runs from base 1 to 1359 and encodes 452 amino acids. NCBI's taxonomy places the organism in Eukaryota, Metazoa, Arthropoda, Insecta, Hemiptera, Aphididae.